AUGGGACGAAUCGUCUUGCAAUGUGCAUUCUGGACCUGGAAGGGAUCCCUGCCGGACCUCGGAGUCCGCAUCCGAGCGGGGACGGGCCGCGCGGGGGAACCGGCGUCCCGCGGAGGGCUCUGCGGUCCCGCGCAGGACUCUGCCACCCGUGCGGUCGCCUUCGCCGUUGAUCGUGGGAUCCUGGUGGAGGGGAUGGAGGCGGAGGAGGGAUCCAAGCCGCCUCCGAGUCCGGUGCCGAGCCCGAGCCCUCAUCAUCGCUCGAGGUCGUUGUAUUCCCGGCAGAGCACCAGUGCCACGGGGACGGGGAUGAUCCCCGGGCUCAAGUUCCGCAAUCUGGGCAAAAGCGGACUCAAGGUCACCAACCUUGGUCUCGCGACGUGGACGACGCUGAACCCCGGCGUGAGCGAGGAGACGGCGGAGGCGGUCAUCACCUGGGCCUACGAGGUCGGGAUCAACUACUUCGACACGUCCGAGGUCUACUCGGGCGGGAGGGCGGAGGCGCUGCUGGGAGGGAUCAUCCGGAAGAAGGGGUGGAGGAGGAGCUCGUACGUGCUGUCGGCGAAGGUGCACUGGGGGAAGACGAGCCCGGACGGGGACAUGAGGGGGCUGUCGAGGAAGACGAUCGUGGAGAGCGUGAAGGGGAGCCUGGACCGGUUGGGGGUGGACUACAUCGACGUCGUCAUCCUUCACAAGGCGGAUCCCAUGUGUCCCAUGGAAGAGGUGGUUCGGGCGAUGAGUUACGUGAUCAGCGAAGGAUGGGCGAUGUACUGGGGGACGGCGAGGUGGAGCGCGGUGGAGAUCAUGGAGGCGUACACCAACGCGAGGACGUUCAACUGCCCGCCGCCGAUCGUGGAGCAGACGGAGUAUCACUUCUUCUGCAGGGAGAAGACGGAGCUGCAGAUGUCGGAGAUGUUCAAUAAGAUCGGGGUGGGGUGCAUGACGUGGUCGCCGCUGGGGGCGGGACUCAUCGCCACGACGGGGAAGACCGAGGACGGGUGUACGCUCUUUGCGAGGCCGUCGUUCAGGCCGGGCUCCAAGGGUGGAGGCCUCGUGGGAGCGGGUGGAAGCGGGUUGGGGGACGGAGGCCUGUCGAUGAGGGAGAGCCGACUCACGCUGGAGGACCUCCGUCUCCACGAGGAGAAGUUCCAGGAGUUGUUGGGGAUGACGGAGCGGCUGGGCUGCAGCCUCGCGCAGCUCAGUCUCGCCUGGUGCCUGAAGAACGAGCACGUCCAGUGCGUCCUGGUCGGGGCGGCGUCGGUGCAGCAGCUGGCGGAGAACAUCCUCUGUCUGCAGGUGGUGCCCAAGCUCACGGGCGGGGUGUUGGCGGAGCUGGAGAGGGUGCUGGGAAACAAGCCCGUGAAGAGGCCGCUGAUGAGCACGAUGCAGAUGCAGGGGGUGCAGAGGUGACAGCCGCAGAAGGGGUCGAACGCCCCACAUUCCGACAAGUCUUUCUGCUCCUUCGUCUGAGGUCGGGAGGGCCCGUCGUCGCGUGCACCAUCUGGGAGCUUCUCCUGGGCUUAUCGGCAGUAGAGGCUGUCUCGGUCGUAGAGCUUCUCUCGCGAGUUUCUGCUUACUCGUCCGUCGAACGAUGAACUGCAACCGAGUGGUGGAUGGGGUCGAACGCUUCGGUGGAGGAAACUCCCCCUCGUUUUGUUUGUUGUAUGAUACAUAGAGAUGCCUACGUACCCUUGCGGGCGAGGACCCCCGCAGAAUCAUAAAGUGCUGUCAUUCCUGGUAAAUCGCUUUCCUUCUUGGGAGACCUCGUGAAACGGGCCCCGGGACAUAGAGGGGCAUGGGCCUGCACGCAUCCGUGGGCCGUAAGACGAGGACUCUCCGAGAACCGAGAACUCCUUGGGGGUGCCUCUGGAGGCUCCUCCCGGAAGACCUUGCCGGCAUCCGAGGAGGCGACGCGAGACCUGCUUCGAAGCGUACCUCCGGCCUCUGUCAGAACCCAGGAGACGA
Messenger RNA from Darwinula stevensoni, 1962 nucleotides. NCBI's taxonomy places the organism in Eukaryota, Metazoa, Arthropoda, Ostracoda, Podocopida, Darwinulidae. The record is from the annotation of a GenBank genome assembly.